This is a messenger RNA of Prunus armeniaca (apricot), 219 nucleotides long. The record is from the annotation of a GenBank genome assembly. NCBI's taxonomy places the organism in Eukaryota, Viridiplantae, Streptophyta, Magnoliopsida, Rosales, Rosaceae.
AUGGUUGGAAGCAAGAAGACAAGAGGCAAAACCGCUGCGAUGGCUAAAUCCGCAAUGGCCCAAAGCCACUCCACCCACGAUUCCGCAAUCGACAUGGUGGCACCACCACCUCUUACCAUCGUGCCACCUACCAGACUCACAGUUGAGACCAUCGCACCGGUAAGCUUGGCUCAAAACCUUGUCCUUGGACAACCUGGCGAAGAGAGAAGGAUGGACUAA